CCCCUCUCACAUGACGCCCGACAGAAUGCGGAAAAGCGCCAGACGCGCGUUGCGGGGCGAGGUUUCAUCCCUUUACAAAGCUCGCUCUUUUUCUUUCUCUUUCUUGUCUUCUCUCCCUCCGCGUUGGAAAGAGGCGGCUUCGCAAGAUCUGUUCCUCUGCUUGGGCUGCAGCAUCCCAAGAAAGCAAGGAGGUACCUUUUCUGGGAGGACAAAACAAAGUUACUUUGGAAGCCUCUGCUACAUCCUUCCAUUGCUACUUUGAAGCCGCCCAAAGUCUCAAACUUUCAAAGCAGCUCCAACUUUCAGACCUGUUGAGAGAGUGCGUGGUCCCUUUGAGCCCAGGUCGAGGACUUCCUGCUGUUCCUGGAGGAGAUGCUCUGCAGGCGCAAAACUAAAGUGCCUUAAGUCCCCAGCUUCUCUGGAGGUUGCUGCUGAGUUCUUGGUUGGCUGGAGGGGAAAGUGAGGCGUCUCUUUCUCCAAAGCCACCCCAGGGGAAGGCCCUUACUUCCUGACCUCCCGCCAUGGUGGGCCACCAUGACCAUAUGUUCAAGGUGCUGAUCAUUGGGGAUGCCACUGUUGGGAAGACCUCCUUGGUCCAGCGAUAUGCCAAUGACAGUUUUAACAAACAUUACAAGUCCACCGUCGGAGUGGAUUUUGCUCUGAAGGUGGUGCAGUGGUCAGACUCUGAGACAGUGAGGCUGCAGUUGUGGGACAUUGCAGGUCAAGAACGGUUUACAUCUAUGACUCGACUGUACUAUAAGGAGGCAUCUGCCUGUGUUAUCAUGUUUGAUGUCACCAGUGUGAGCACAUUCACCAGCUGCCAGAAGUGGAAGCAGGAUUUGGACAGCAAGCUGAGGCUACCAGAUGGAAACCCUGUCCCUUGUCUGCUACUAGCUAACAAAUGUGACCUUUAUCCUUGGUCUGUGACUAGAGAAGAAAUUGAUCGAUUCAGCAAAGAGAAUGGAUUCACUGGAUGGACUGAAACUUCUGUCAAGGAAAAUAAGAAUAUAAAUGAGUCCAUGAGGGUCCUUAUUGAGAAGAUGAUGAUAACAACGACAACAUUGCUGAGUGACAAAGAGAUCUCUCUUUCAGGGCAGGGAGACUACAUCAAUCUAAAAGAUGCAACUACGUCCAAUUGGGGAUGCUGCUAAUUGCAUGGGCUUCUGCAUCUGAUCAGAGAUCAAGGGUACUUUUCAGAUAAAUAUGUCUAAUUUUUUUUACAGAGUCAAAGCAAGUUUUCUUUACACAUUUGUGAGCAGUGAAGGAGAAAGAAGUCCUUGAAACUAGCAGAUAUAAUUGAAACCACUUUCUUUGUUCUUCUGAUGUGGUCCAGCAGUAUACGCCAUUCAACACUGCAACCUUGGUAAAGUCAAAAAGGAAUUAUAUUCUGCUCAUUGCUGCUUCCAUUGCAGUUGAGGGGAAAGUCUCCACUCCUGUUAAUCCAAGAUGUUAUGGCAGAAGACGUUCCUAUAGGAAACUUUCAGCAAUCCUAAAGCAAAGCCGAAUUAAUAUGUGACUAAUGUGCACGCACAUGUGUUUUGAACCAGACUGCCUUUGAUUUAUCAUCUCUAGAAAUGUGCUUCGAGCUGUAACCCAGCUGCAGAAAUCUUUCACCACAACUCACGUGAAGGUGCAAUUUCUUGCCAUGGGAAGCCUAUUGCCACUUUUGUAUGUGCCUUUCUCUCUUGCCAAAGACUGCAAGUUUUAAAUUGAACUCUGGCCUUUUUUGUGUCCAUGUUUUUAUGUGGGUCGCACAAUUGUUCCUUUUCCUGGUGCCAUUUUAUCAGAGAACCCAGCACUGAAUUGAAGCGAAAGCUGUAAACUGUUUUGCAUUGAUGCACCUUAGCAGAGCACCAACUGUGUUCUUUGUUUUUUAUAGUCCUUUCCUUCACAGCAUCUAAUUUGCCUCUUUCGAAUGCUGAUGAAUUACUUCCUCUCAGCUGUCCUACUGUGUGGGUCUAGAUUGCCAUUAUGCAAUGCUGCCUGAAAGCCCACCCACCAGUUUUAGUGAUCUGAGGGGGAAACACAGAAUCAGAGGCCCAGCAGGGACAAAAAGCAAGAGUUAAAUUUUCCCUGCAUCCCUUUGAUAGCAGAUAUUUUCCUAUUUUAAUGUUAUGACAAGUGAAAGACUUGUGUUUUUUUUCUGGAAUAAGGACAAUUAUACUUUAAUUUCAUUUGUUUUUAAAGUGGGCCACUUCAUAAUUCAGGAGGGUUGAAAUAGCAGGAUGGUGAAAUGCAUUGAGGUGUCUGAAUUUUUAAUUGUCAUUUUAAAAUAAAAAGUUAAGGGGUGAAUUCUUAUGGGAAAAAUAUACUGUGGAUGAAUGAGAUACUUAUGUGCUUGACAAUUUAGAAAGUAGUUGGGAGACUGGUUAAAAAUGACCUUUAAAGGUAUGAACAUUAGUCUCUAUUAGUAUCCAAGGAAAACUUUCAUGGUAGCUGCAAAUAGGUACCAGAUAAUGUUGCAGAUCAUCUUAGACUGCGGUGCAUGUUUGCCAGAUAAACAAAUAACUCUUUACUGUUUUUUUGAACAAACUAGAAAGGAUACUAAUAAUUUGUCCAUUAACCUUCCCCAUGUAAUAUAAGUGUUGUGGGUUUAUAUUAUAAUAUAAAAUAAUAAUAAAAUAUAGGAUAUUGAACAACUGCUGCUAAGUAAAGUUAUGUGCACUGGAUGGGGAAGUAGAAUCACUUUUGGUUUGGAUGAAAUUUUAAAUGACAGUAACUUUUGUUGAUCACCAGUAUUUUUAAAGGUGAUUGAAGACUGUCACUGAUUUUUUCUGAUGUAUCUGAAAAAUGCUGUAAAAAUGCAAAGCAUUGAGAAAUUUAAGCUGAACCUUUUUUAAAGGGGCAUCUCUAUAUUAUCCUAAUUUCCGUCUAUAGAUAAACAGUAUUGUAGAACUCAACUGUGAGUUGUACAUAAACAUCUCUUUUGAUUAUUUGAAGUGAGACACAAGAAAAUUAAUCUCAGGUUGGUUCUGUGUGAAUGAGGUACACAUUUUCCUGAAUCAAUAAAAAGUGUUUAGGAAAGGAGUUAAAUAAGAGCUGUCUAGAAAAAUUCACUUAUCCACAUAUAAUCUAGACAGUCUUUAUGAUACUGUCAUUUGUAAAACCUGGUAUAUACAGUAAUGGUAGGUCUUGCCUUUUGUUCCAUCCUUUUGUAAAGUAUUCUACAGCACAGAGUCUGUCUGGCAGAAAUUUCUACUCAGUAACUGGAAGAAAGCACCUUUGAACACAUUUUUCAGAUCAUUCCAAGAGCAUCUCUAACACAACACUGAUCUCUAUCAGGGCAGCAAAACUACUUUCUGUAGUAAAGAAUCAAAUGCAUUCCACUUGGGUUUUGGGAGACAACCCAAGUUACUAAUCUGUGUUACCUGGGUGUGGGGAUGCAUCUGUGACACUUGGGAACUCAUGCACAUUACCUUUUCACACAGUGCCUGUUUUUGAGCCUUUCUAAUAAUUCACAAGGUUUUAUUCCCAAAAAGUAAAAACACAAAAAACGUGUGAUAAACAUUUAAAAGUCCUGGCAGCUAGGCAAACAGCUGGCUUCCUAAAAGAUUACUUUGUUAGGACCAGCUACAAUACAAAAUAUAAAACACAACAUCACAAGAGUUUUAUAAUUAAGAUAGUUCUUUGCAAAAGAAGUGUUGUAUUUCUCUCUCUCUCUUCCCUCCCUCCCUACAUAUGUGUUUUGGUCCUGAGUUCUUUGAAAAUUUUUGCCACUAAACUCUUUGUCAAAGUGGAAUUUAUUACUUGGUUUCAAGGACUGAUUGUGUAGGCUUUUAAAUUUUAUGCAUCUCCAAAGAAACACCUUUACAGAUUAUGGCACCCCUUCAUUACUUAUCAUUAAAACCUCUCAAAUCCUGUGGAGUUUGUUGCAGAUUAAGUGAAAGCCAUAUAAGUAAAGAUGGAUCCAAAUGGCAUGUUUUUUGUCAUUGGAGAUUGUCCUCCAUUUCCUUUAGUAUGCAAGGAAAACCCAUCUGGUAGCUGCAAGCAGAGGGCCAAUUAAAUGUUUCUUAGGUCAUAAAUGCCGUGUACGUUAUAUAUAGGCCUCUGUACAUGGUCAUGUCUGUAUAAAAGUUUCCUGUCUAUCCUAUUAGUACAUUCAGGCAGAAGGAAAAUGGGCAGAAGAGUUUUCAACCUCACUACCAAAUAAAUCAUGACAUGAUGUAGGACAGGGGUCCUCAAACUUUUUAAGUGGAGGGCCGGUUCACGCUCCCUCAGACUGUUGGGCGGCUGGACUAUGAUGAAAUAGUCCAAAAUUAGGAUUGUUGUUGUUGUGUGUCUUCAAGUCGUUUCAGACUUAGGUCAACCCUAAGUCUAAAGUUUAGGACAGAGGCUAGGUAAAUGACCUUGGAAGGCUUUAGUUUGGGGAUCCCUGAUCUAGAUGGUCUCAUAAGACCAUCGGUAAGGAAAGGGACCCACAAGGGCCAUCUAGAUUCAUUUCAUAAGACCAUAGGCAAGGAAAGGGGCCCCCAAAGGCCAUCUAGACAGUCUCCUAAAACCAUAGGUAAGGAAAGGGACCCUCAAAGGCCAUCUAGAUGGUCUCAUAGGACCACAGGUAAGGAAAGUGACCUUCAAAAGCCAUCUAGAUGGUAUCAUAAGGCCGUAUCUAAGUAAAGAGACCUUCAAAGACCACCUAGAUGAUCUCAUAAGACCAUAGGUAACCAAAGAGACCUACAAAAACCAGGUAGACUUAGGUCAACUCUAAGUCUAAAGUUUAGAACAGGAGCCAGGUAAAUGACCUUGGAGGGCCGCAUCUGGCCCGCGGGCCUUAGUUUGGGGACCCCUGGUGUAGGAUACUUCAUAAUGAUGCCAUAUUCUUGUAGAAUCCACUAUCCGUGUGUUCACUCCUUCACAUGCCCGUAUGACAUAGACACGCUGCUGAAUUUGAUUAUUCAGUUAAACACACUUCCAAAUUGGAUUGUUGAACAGGGAAGGAUGUCCCAGUGACAUUUAUUCUAUGUUUGAUCAUAUUUGCCAGGCUAUCAACAUAAAAUUGUCAUCCAAUCUAUGUGGUACUUCUGUUUUUUAUUAGUCUGGGUAAAAAUAUUUUUAAACGAUACUAUAGAAUAUAAUAUCUAGGUAUACAUUACUUUAGUGUUAAUUUUUGUAUGAUUUUGACAUCUGCAAUUAUGUAUUGUACUGGUGAACCUAAACCACAUGCAUCUAAACGUAUUACCUUUCUGCUUGUCAACUUGUUAUCAACGUUUUAGAUUAAUAUUUUAGUCUGGACUACACUGUAAUUUUGUCCUUUGAAAUUUUUUUCUUUGUGACAAAAAUGAAAAGGCAUUUUGACAUAAAAUAUUGUAUUAAGAGCAAAGGCAGCAUUAUAAGUUGUGUUCCUUCCCACCUUCAUUCUUUUAUUUCCUGUUAAAACACUUUUCAGACACCCUUUAAAAAUGCUGUUAAAGUAAUCAAACAAUACUGCCAUCACAGAAAGGCAUUUUAGUAUUAUUUAAAGUAUUUAAGUGAGAAUAAUAACAAAUAUUUUAAAAAUUUGAUUAAAAGCAGCAUAUUCAAAAUUGUGUCAUUUCCAUGUGCAGGGAUAUGUCAUGCUCGCUAGUGUGUAUUAUCAGUCCUCCACAGAACUUUAUGAAAAUUCCAUUCCAAUUCUGCAUACAGCUUAUAAAGGGAGGACAAUUGAUGGAUAGUGCUAAGAACUAUCUGUCUCAGAGUUUAUUCUAAGGUUUUUUCUUACCACACAAGAAAUCAGAAGACUGGAUGAGGGAUGUUUUUCCUGGAGUUCUGGCAUUGAGCAGAGACCCUGAACCAAUAGCCUUUAAACCCAAUGAGUUUGUGAUGUUUUGCCCAGUAUCAUAAAGUGAAUUGGAGUAAAUGGAGACAACAUUAAUGAGACAUUGACCGAAGACACAUUAGCACUAUCUCUGAGCUGUGAUAUGGCCCUUACCAGAGCUCACAUAGUUUAUGCCAUAAUUAAAUUCACAGCAAAAUCUGGUGAUGAAACCUUGUUCUUUCUAGGUGCUAGUGAACCCUACAGCCAUAGUACAAAAGGAGUACUCUGUAGUUUACAAUUCCAGCAACAAUGAAGUUGGAUCCAAAGCAGCUAGAAAUACAGUCAGUCCUCCUAAUUUGCUGGUGUUAGGGCCACAAAAUCCCAAUGAAAGUGGAAAACUCUGAAUAAAAAAAAUCCCAAUGUUACAGUGUUUCUUGUUUAUUACUAGUAUAUAUAAAUUUCAAUAAAUAUUAUUUUUAAAUUACCUUUUUUAUUCUGUAAGAAUACUUCUCUGGGAAUUUCUAAGUCCUUGAGCAUGACGCUAUGGUCAAUGUCCACUGGAAAAUGAACAUAGAAUUGCACUGGAGGACCUAAAGAGAAUAUUUUAAUAACAUCCAUAAAUGAUCAAAUCUACAAAAGUUAUAGUCGCAAAUGUGGAGGGUUGACUAUAUCUUCAUGGAUAUAUCUUCUUUUCUCACAGAUGCAGCAGUCAUGUAUUAAGCCCUAAUAGUAUAUUAUUAACAUAAAGUUAUGCAGAUGGAAAGAUUAAUUUUCUGUGUUGAUUUCAUCUAUUUGCUUUCAGAAAUAACUUUGUCCCUAAUUAUAACUUAUGCUGCAAACUGCAGCGACAUCUAUUUCCUACUGUACAUUUUAUUUUUCUACUGCAUAAAAUGUGUCUAGUGGCGCAUUAAAAUAAUGCCUGUCUGUCUGCAAAUUUCCCCUAAUAUCAUUGCAACUCCACAAGCAACUCUGUGGGGUUCUCGGAGGGAUAGGCAGUAUUUCGCCCAUAUGAUCAGUAUUUUAACUGAUAAUUCCCCCUCAAGAAUUGGUGCUUAUUCAGAAUAUCAAUUGCUUUUCCUGUAGAUAUAGCUAAUUUUAAGAUUCAUUACUUCUAACUACCAUGUUAACAUAUUGUUUUAUAUUUAAAAGAAAAGAGGGGUUUUAGGUGUGCUAUUCACCAUUCAAUGCAGUAUUGAAAUAAUGAACAGACAUAUGCAAUAAAUAAAUGAAAUUUCUUGAUA
This is a messenger RNA of Anolis carolinensis (green anole), 6972 nucleotides long. RefSeq names its product RAB29, member RAS oncogene family (gene rab29). Gene Ontology annotation, molecular function: GTP binding; GTPase activity. Gene Ontology annotation, cellular component: phagocytic vesicle; late endosome; trans-Golgi network. Gene Ontology annotation, biological process: endosome to lysosome transport; phagosome-lysosome fusion. NCBI's taxonomy places the organism in Eukaryota, Metazoa, Chordata, Lepidosauria, Squamata, Anolidae. Bases 522 to 1151 code for a protein of 209 amino acids. The record is from RefSeq and is a predicted model, not a curated record. The transcript is spliced from 5 exons.